AUGUCGGCUCCCGCCGGGCCCCGAGGCGGCCCCGCUGCUCCUCAGCCUCCUCCGGCUCCUCAGCCCGAGAUGCCUGACCUCAGCCACCUCACGGAGGAAGAGCGGAAGAUCAUUUUGGCCGUCAUGGACCGCCAAAAGAAGGAAGAGGAGAAGGAGCAAUCCGUGCUCAAAAAAUUACAUCAGCAGUUUGAAAUGUAUAAGGAGCAAGUGAAGAAGAUGGGUGAAGAAUCACAGCAGCAACAGGAGCAGAAGGGUGAUGCCCCAACCUGUGGCAUCUGCCACAAAACAAAAUUUGCUGAUGGCUGUGGCCAUAACUGUUCAUAUUGCCAAACUAAAUUCUGUGCACGCUGUGGAGGAAGAGUGUCUUUACGAUCAAAUAAGGAGGACAAAGUGGUAAUGUGGGUAUGUAACUUGUGCCGAAAACAACAAGAAAUCCUCACAAAAUCGGGAGCCUGGUUCUAUAACAGUGGAUCAAAUGCACCCCAGCAGCCUGACCAAGAAGGUAUUAGAGGUCUGCGGAACGAAGAAGCACCUCAAGAGAAAAAAGCAAAGCUGCAGGAACAUUCACAGUACCAAGGACCAUCAGGUGACAUAUCCACAAAAGUUUUGGACAAAAGUAGGUCUCAAGGGCUCACAAGACAAGACUCAAUUAAGAAUGGUUCAGGAAUAAAGCACCAAGUAACAAGUGACACAACAGACAGGAAAAGAAGCCCAUCAAUAUCAAGAGAGCAGAACAGAAGAUACGACCAAAGGGACGAGAGAGACGAAUAUUCACAGUAUGCUACAUCAGACAGUGCGAUGCCUAGGUCACCAUCAGAUUAUUCAGAUAGGCGGUCUCAGCGUGGGCCUCAGUUAUAUGAAGAACCUGAAUUGGGUGAUUAUAGAGAUUCAAACAGAAGGAGUCGCAGGCGUUCCAAGGAGUAUCCGGUAGAAGAGGAAGAUGCACAAAACAGGGAAGAAUAUGAAAGACAGAGGAGGGAAGAGGAGUACCAGGCACGAUAUCGAAGUGAUCCUAAUUUGGCUCGUUAUCCAGUCAAACCACAACCAUAUGAGGAACAAAUGCGUAUUCAUGCUGAAGUGUCCCGAGCACGUCAUGAGCGGAGACAUAGUGAUGUUUCAUUGGCAAAUACUGAGUUGGAAGAUUCCCGGAUGUCCAUGCUUAGAAUGGAACGACCAUCAAGACAAAGAUCAGUGUCUGAGCGCAGGGCUGCCAUGGAAAAUCAACGUUCAUACUCUAUGGAAAGAACUCGAGAGGCUCAGGGACCAAGUCCCAAUCGUCAGAGGACCACAAAUCAUAGCCCUCCUACACCUAGGAGGAGUCCAAUUCCUCUGGAAAGACCAGACAUGAGGCGCUCUGAUUCAUUAAGGAAACAACACCAUUUGGAUCCUAAUUCUGCUGUACGGAAAACAAAGCGUGAAAAGAUGGAGACCAUGUUACGGAAUGAUUCACUCAGCUCAGACCAAUCUGAAUCUGUCAGACCUCCACCACCAAAGCCCCAUAAAACGAAAAAGGGAGGUAAAAUGCGUCAGGUUUCGUUAAGUAGCUCAGAAGAAGAAUUGGCAUCCACUCCAGAGUAUACGAGUUGUGAUGAUGUAGAGAUUGAAAGUGAAAGUGUUAGUGAAAAAGGGGACAGUCAAAGGGGAAAAAGAAAAACUAGUGAGCAGGCAGUUUUGUCGGAUUCUAACACCUUAUCCGAGAGGCAAAAGAAAAUGGUGUGCUUUGGUGGCCACUCUUUGGAAGAGGAUUUGGAAUGGUCUGAGCCUCAGAUAAAAGACUCUGGGGUAGAUACGUGUAGUAGCACAACUCUAAACGAGGAACAUAGCCAUAGCGAGAAGCAUCCAGUAACUUGGCAACCGUCCAAAGAUGGAGACCGUCUCAUUGGUCGGAUAUUGUUAAAUAAACGACUAAAAGAUGGAAGUGUGCCUAGAGACUCAGGAGCUAUGCUUGGAUUGAAGGUAGUAGGAGGAAAGAUGACUGAAUCAGGUCGACUCUGCGCGUUCAUCACCAAAGUUAAAAAAGGAAGCUUAGCUGAUACAGUGGGACAUCUUAGACCAGGUGAUGAAGUAUUAGAAUGGAAUGGGAGGCUACUACAAGGAGCUACUUUUGAGGAGGUGUAUAACAUCAUUUUAGAAUCCAAACCUGAGCCACAAGUGGAGCUUGUUGUUUCAAGACCAAUAGGGGACAUUCCCAGAAUACCUGACAGCACACAUGCACAGCUGGAGUCCAGUUCUAGUUCAUUUGAAUCUCAAAAAAUGGACCGACCUUCUAUUUCAGUGACUUCUCCUAUGAGUCCUGGCAUGUUAAGGGAUGUUCCACAGUUCUUGUCUGGACAACUUUCAAGCCAAAGCCUUAGUAGAAGAACAACGCCUUUUGUUCCUAGGGUUCAGAUAAAACUGUGGUAUGACAAGGUUGGUCAUCAGUUAAUAGUGACAAUAUUGGGAGCAAAGGAUCUUCCUUCAAGGGAAGAUGGGAGGCCAAGGAAUCCUUAUGUUAAAAUUUACUUUCUUCCAGACAGAAGUGAUAAAAAUAAAAGAAGAACAAAAACAGUAAAGAAAACAUUGGAACCCAAAUGGAAUCAGACAUUCAUUUACUCUCCAGUUCAUCGGAGAGAGUUUAGAGAACGAAUGUUAGAAAUUACUCUUUGGGACCAAGCACGAGUUCGAGAGGAAGAAAGUGAAUUUUUAGGAGAGAUUCUUAUUGAGUUAGAGACUGCAUUACUAGAUGAUGAACCUCAUUGGUACAAACUUCAAACGCAUGAUGUCUCCUCAUUGCCAUUACCCCAUCCCUCACCAUAUUUGCCACGCAGACAACUCCAUGGUGAAAGUCCCACACGGAGGUUACAAAAUAAAGGCUUAUAUUCAUAUAAUUCAGGGUCCAAAAGAAUCAGCGACAGUGAAGUCUCUGAUUAUGACUGUGAUGAUGGAAUUGGUGUUGUUUCAGAUUAUCGACAUAAUGGGAGAGAUCUUCAAAGUUCAACGCUAUCAGUGCCAGAACAAGUUAUGUCAUCUAAUCAUUGCUCUCGAUCAGGCUCCCCUCACCGUGGAGAUAGUAUAGGACGGACUAGGUCAUGGUCUCCCAGUGUCCCUCCCCCACAAAGUCGGAAUGUGGAUCAGGGACCACGAGGGACUCGAUCUACUCCUGCGCAUUACAAUACCCUGAACCGAAUGGAUAGACACCGUGUUAUAGAUGACCACUACUCCCCGGACAGAGAGAGUCGUUAUGUUACAUUACUUCGUUCCCGGUACACCCAGUCCGUUGACCACCAUUACAGAGAUGUCAGCCAGGAUCACACAAUGUAUCCUCUAUUUUGUGAAGACGCAAUCAGAUUACUUCGCUCCCGUAAGAUGUGCCGUACCUAUUCUGAGGGUGCUUACUAUGAUCUUGAGAGGAGGACUAGGCAGGAGAGAAGAGUGCCUAAUUCAUAUUAUGAUGACACAACCUAUACUACUGAAAGGUGGUACAAUGGUGCAAGUUCAUGGGCAGAUCAUGUAGUCAAUGGUUCAGCUGAAAAUUAUGGCAAAGUUCCUAUAGCUAGUAGAAGAAUAACAUGUCCAAGGAUUGAAAUCCAGCAGCCAUCCACAGACACUGACAGAAGCGAGACUGUGGAUGUUUUUGCUGAUGAAGCUUCCCAUUCAGAAACAGAAGUGAUAGAAGAAGAAGUGAGGAAUUGUGAAGCAGCAGAUAGACAGCCAUAUCAAAGAUCCAGAUCAACAGAGCAACGUCCUAUGCUAGAGCGGACCAACUCCCGCUCCCGAUCCACAGAGCGUCCUGACUCAAACCUCAUCAGGUCGAUGCCUUCAUUAAUGACUGGAAGAUCUGCCCCUCCUUCACCUGCCUUACCGAGGUCACAUCCUAGAACUGGGUCUGUUCAGACAAGUCCAUCAAGUACUCCGGUAGCAGGACGAAGGGGCAGGCAGUUACCACAGCUCCCACCAAAGGGGACGUUGGAGAGAAACAAUGGAGACAAGGAGAUAGAAUCUUAUGAAGCAGGAGAUGAAGAAAACAAGCUUACUGGAGUUCAGGAAUCAGAGGUCAAGGAAGACUAUGAGGAAAAGCAUCAAAACCCACCCAUUAAUGGGCGAAAAGAAGUUACAUGGGAGGACCAGCAGAAAAAGGUGAAUGGUACAAUAACUGAUGACAAAGUAUUGCCGAAAAAGAAACACCAUUCUGAGACAGAAGAAGCGGAAUCAUCCAGGAGAAGAAACUCAGAAGAAAAGAAAGCAGAUCCAGAGAAUGGGGAUACAGGUUCUAUGGAUGUAGAAGAGAGGAAUCGCCAAAUGAAAAUGAGCAAGUACAAACAGGUAGCAGGAUCAGAUUCCAGGCUGGAACAAGAUUAUCAUUCUAAGUAUCGGUCAGGACGGGAUCCUCAGCGAGGUUCAGACAAUAUUUCCAAUAAGUCUUCAGAUAGCGAUGUCAGUGAUGUCUCUGCUGUGUCACGGACAAGCAGUGCUUCACGUUUCAGCAGCACAAGCUACAUGUCUGUCCAGUCAGAGCGCCCAAGAGGAAACAAGAAAAUAAGGAGGACAAGGGAUAUAGAGGGGGAAAAAGAGGGGGGGCUGGAAAGGGAUGAACAAAAUAGAAUAUUACCUGAGGAGGAAGAAAAAGAGGAGGAGAAGGAGGAAAAAGCAAAUGAGCAAGAAAUUCAUGAAAAAAAGGAAGGGCAAGAAGUGACAGAGAGCUGUGAUAAGGAGGAAAUCAAAGGAUCAGGGCAUGAUGAAAAAGCUCAAGAAGACCAAGCUGAGGAAGGGAAAGAGGAUGACAGUGUCUUUACAUCCAAAAUGCAAAGCAGACAGAUGGGUGCCUCAGGAAAGAACAUGACUAAGAGCACCAGCAUCAGCGGGGACAUGUACACACUGGAGAAGAACGAUGGCAGCCAGUCGGACACGGCAGUGGGUACUGUUGGUGGUGGCAGCAAAAAGAGGCGCUCCAGCAUCGGUGCAAAGAUGGUCGCCAUCGUGGGUCUCUCACGAAAAAGUCGUAGCACCUCACAGCUCAGCCAAACUGAAGCAGGGGGCAAGAAGCUGCGGAGCACCGUCCAGAGAAGCACUGAGACAGGACUGGCUGUGGAGAUGAGGAACUGGAUGACUCGUCAGGCCAGCCGGGAGUCGACAGAUGGGAGCAUGAACAGCUACAGCUCUGAGGGAAAUUUGAUUUUCCCUGGUGUGAGGUUGGCUGCAGACAGCCAGUUCAGUGAUUUUCUGGAUGGACUUGGUCCUGCCCAGCUUGUAGGACGACAGACUUUGGCAACACCAUCAAUGGGAGAUAUCCAGGUAGGAAUGAUGGACAAGAAAGGACAACUGGAAGUAGAAAUAAUCCGAGCUCGUGGCCUUGUUGUAAAACCAGGUUCAAAGACACUGCCAGCACCAUAUGUAAAGGUGUAUCUAUUAGAGAAUGGAGUCUGCAUAGCCAAAAAGAAAACAAAAGUAGCAAGAAAAACACUUGAACCACUUUAUCAGCAACUUUUAUCAUUUGAAGAGAGUCCCCAAGGAAAAGUUUUACAGAUAAUUGUUUGGGGAGACUAUGGACGUAUGGAUCACAAAUCCUUUAUGGGAGUGGCUCAGAUACUUUUAGAUGAACUGGACCUGUCCAACAUGGUGAUUGGGUGGUUCAAACUCUUUCCUCCUUCUUCCCUAGUAGACCCAACCUUAGCUCCUCUCACUAGAAGAGCUUCUCAGUCAUCUCUUGAAAGUUCAACAGGACCUUCGUAUGCUCGCUCAUAGCAGCUGUGAAACUGUUGUCAUAGCAA
Colius striatus (speckled mousebird) is the source of this 5747-nucleotide messenger RNA. RefSeq names its product regulating synaptic membrane exocytosis 2 (gene RIMS2). Gene Ontology annotation, biological process: intracellular protein transport; regulation of synaptic plasticity; calcium ion-regulated exocytosis of neurotransmitter. The transcript has 42 exons. Gene Ontology annotation, molecular function: transmembrane transporter binding; small GTPase binding. NCBI's taxonomy places the organism in Eukaryota, Metazoa, Chordata, Aves, Coliiformes, Coliidae. The coding region runs from base 1 to 5721 and encodes 1906 amino acids. Gene Ontology annotation, cellular component: presynaptic membrane; cytoskeleton of presynaptic active zone. The record is from RefSeq and is a predicted model, not a curated record.